Messenger RNA from Eutrema salsugineum, 2335 nucleotides. Its product is annotated as GTPase-activating protein GYP7. The transcript has 5 exons. Gene Ontology annotation, molecular function: GTPase activator activity. Gene Ontology annotation, biological process: activation of GTPase activity. The coding region runs from base 454 to 2076 and encodes 540 amino acids. The record is from RefSeq and is a predicted model, not a curated record. NCBI's taxonomy places the organism in Eukaryota, Viridiplantae, Streptophyta, Magnoliopsida, Brassicales, Brassicaceae.
AGAGACUUUAAUUUUUUGUUUUCAAUAGAUUCUGAAGAGACUGAAAUUCCAAAUAAGCCCACGUUUCUAAGAGAGAGAGAGAGAGAGAGAGAGAGAGAAAAUAGAGCCAAAGCAAAAGUAAACGAGGAGAAGACGAAGACGAAGCAAGUGGUGGAAGACGAAACGCGGCAGGAAAUUAUUUGUUUUUUCCGAUUUACUUUAUCAGUCUCCGGCGAAAACGGAGUCGGAGAGUUGUUGUGACGGUGGAUGUCCUUUCUUCUCCGGCGGAGAUAGUUGUUCUGUAUUUUUUUACCGCGCCGGAGUUUUUGAAGUUCUUCUCUGCUUCAAGGUUGCUUGAGUUGAUUCGAAGGAAUAUUCGCGGUUGGUGAAUCGUGUUUCUGGAGUUUGAUUAGGUUUUACUCUGGAGGAGGAAGAGAGAGUUUGGAAUUUUUUUUUGAUUUGGGUAUUAAUUAGAUGAAAGCUCUGAGACGAAUUCAAACGACGUCUUCGUCUUCUAAUCCUUCAUCGCCAUUAUCAUCUCCUCCUUCUUCCUCUUCAUCUUCGUGGAUCCAUUUGCGUUCUGCUCUCUUCGUUGUUGCAUCUUCUUCUCCAUCGUCUUGUUCUUCUUCGGAUCGGGCUCGUCUCAAAUCACCAUGGUCCCGGAAGAAAAGAAAGAAGCCACUCAGGCCUCAGCAGUGGAAGAGGUUUUUCUCGCCCGAUGGUAGACUUCGUAAUGGAGGAGUUGAUUUGUUGAAGAAAGUCCGAAGUAGAGGUAUUGAGCCGAGCAUUCGAUUAGAGGUGUGGCCUUUCCUUCUUGGAGUGUACGGUUUUAAUAGUUCCAAAGAAGAGAGAGUUACUAUAAGAACCCGGAGAAGGAAAGAGUAUGAGAGACUACGCAGACAGUGCAAGCGGCUUCAAAAACACAAUACAGGGACACUCAGGGUAAACAGAGUCAGUGAAACUAUGCAAGAUGAGUACGAUUGGCCUCAAGUCCAAGACAGCGACAGUUCAUGUUCUGACGAAGUUGUCAGUGCCCGCGAGUCACUCUCUAGCGACGAAGACAUCAUCACUGAAGACAUCGGGUACAUGAGUGAAGUUUCAUGUACAGUUGAGAGAAAUGGCAGCAGCUCAAGACGAAUCACCAACGCUACCAUCUCUACACUCAAUUCCGAGUCAUCAGAUUCAGAUUCGUCAGAUGAGAGUGAAGUGGUACAAGUCUUUCAGUCUUCUGGUACACCGGAUGUGAACAAUACUUAUCCGGCGAGCUCAACUAUCGCACGAACAGAAGAGGAUUUUGUGACGUGGCAGCGUAUUAUCCGUCUAGAUGCAGUGCGUGCUAACUCAGAGUGGACUCCGUAUUCACCAUCCCAAGCGGUUAUAUCCGAGGACAGAGCAUGUCGUGCAGCUGAAGCGGUAGGGUUAAAAGACUACAAUCACUUGGAACCGUACAAGAUCUUUCAAGCUGCACGGCUCGUAGCUGUUCUUGAAGCCUACGCUUUAUAUGACUCCGACAUUGGUUACUGUCAAGGAAUGAGCGAUCUUCUCUCUCCAAUACUCUCUGUAAUCCCUGAUGACCACGAAGCGUUUUGGUGCUUUGUCGGGUUCAUGAAGAAAGCUCGUCACAACUUCAGGCUCGACGAGGUUGGAAUCAGGAGACAGCUCAACAUAGUCUCGAAGAUAAUCAAAUCCAAAGACUCGCAGCUUUACCGACACCUGGAGAAACUCCAAGCAGAGGACUGUUUCUUUGUGUACAGAAUGGUUGUUGUGAUGUUCAGACGAGAGCUGACACUAGACCAGACGUUUUGUCUAUGGGAAGUGAUGUGGGCAGAUCAAGCAGCCAUCAGAGCCGGGAUGGGGAAAUCUGCUUGGAGCAGGAUAAGGCAGCGUGCACCUCCCACGGAUGAUUUAGUGCUCUAUGCAAUAGCUGCAUCGGUGUUGCAGAGAAGGAAACUUAUAAUAGAAAAGUAUAACAGCAUGGAUGAGAUUCUAAGGGAGUGUCAUAGUAUGACAGGGCAAUUAGAUGUGUGGAAGCUAUUGGAUGAUGCACAUGACCUUGUUGUUACUCUACACACCAAGAUUGAACAUUCUUUCUCGUAAAAUUUUAUCUUCGUUUUCGCGGGGUUUUAAGAUCCCGCAACGACUGGUUUAAGAAGGUGGUGGGGUGGUGAGUUCCAUGGUUCCUUGCAGGCCGAAUUGGCUUGUGAGUAUGAGCUUUGUCUGAAUCCUGGCCUAACGAAAUGAGGCUAGAGAUUGGAAGAGAGUGGUGAAUAUAGAGAUGGUGUGUAUUUAAUUGAAAAUAAAUGUAUGUGUGUGUUGUGAAGACUGUGAAAAGAUUUGAGGGGAGGGAGUUUGCAAA